Molecule: messenger RNA, 1847 nt
Organism: Owenia fusiformis
Lineage: Eukaryota; Metazoa; Annelida; Polychaeta; Sabellida; Oweniidae
Source: the annotation of a GenBank genome assembly
ACCAGAGCAAGUUGCCUCUUUCCUGCAGCUACUUGCCUCAACUAUUUUUAAGAACUCUGGAAGAAACUUCAAAAUAUAUUUCUAAAUAUUUGAACUAUUUUUCAGCUCAGUGGCAGAUGACAGCCAAAGAACAACUACAAUAUACAAUGCAUCAAACUCGACAACAUAUGGACAUACCAGUACAUGUAUAUGCAGCACACAACAGGGGGAUCCAGAAUCAGGAAGCAUAUGGACAUGUGCAACAGUUAACAGGAACAGCUGGACAGCAAUUAACAGGAACAGCUGGACAGCGGUUAACAGGAACAGCUGGACAGCGGUUAACAGGAACAGCUGGACAGCAGUUAACAGGAACAGCUGGACAGCAGUUAACAGGAACAGCUGGACAGCGGUUAACAGGAACAGCUGGACAGCAGUUAACAGGAACAGCUGGACAGCAGUUAACAGGAACAGCUGGACAGCAGUUAACAGGAACAGCUGGACAGCAGUUAACAGGAACAUUUAAAUCAAAUAAACAGGCUAUGAACUCAAGUCCACAUCGUACAUGCGAGUAUUGUCAAAAAGUAUUCAGAGCUGGCCGUGAUUAUCUAAGACAUGUAAGGAUCCAUACUGGAGAAAAGCCAUACAAAUGUCCAAUGUGUCUCAAACAGUUCAGACAACCUGAACAUUUGAAGGGUCAUAUAAAGAGACACCAAAAACCAUUGUUGAAGUAAUUAUUGCUAUAAUAAUCCACUAUUGUAUGUUUGAGGAUACAUACUGGAGAGAAGCCAUGCUAGAGAAAACCAUACAAAUGUCAAAUGUGUCUUAAACAAUUCAGACAACCUGAACAUUUGAGGAGUCAUAUGAAGAGACAACAAAAACCAUUGUUGAAGUAAUUAUUGCUUUAAUAAUCCACUAUUGUAUGUUUGAGGAUACAUACUGGAGAGAAGCCAUACUAGAGAAAACCAUACAAAUGUCAAAUGUGUCUUAAACAAUUCAGACAACCUGAACAUUUGAGGAGUCAUAUGAAGAGGCACCAAAAAAGAUUGUAGAAGUGUUCAUUGCUAUAAUUAUUCACUAUUGUAUGUUUGAGAACCCACACAGGAGAGGAUCCAUAUUAGAGAAAACCAUACAAAUGUCAAAUGUGUCUUAAGCAAUUCAGACAACCUGAACAUUUGAAGGGUCAUAUAAAGAGACAACAAAAACCAUUGUUGAAGUAAAUAUUGCUAUAAUAAUCCACUAUUGUAUGUUUGAGGAUCCAUACUGGAGAGAAGCCAUACAAUUGUCUAGUGUGUCCUAAGACAUUCAGGCAAUGUGAACUUUUGAAGAAACAUAUGAAGAGAUACCAAAAACAUUGUAGAAGUAAUAGUCACUAUGAUAAUUCACUAUUGUAUGUUUGAGGAUCCAUACUGGAGAGGAUCCACACUGGAGACAAGACAUACAAAUGUCUAAUGUGUGUUAAGACAUUCGGGCAAUGUGAAAUUUGGAAGGGUCAUAUGAAGAUACACUAAAAAAAGUUGUAGGAGUAAUAAUCACUAUGAUUAUUCUCUAUUGUAUGCUUAAAAGUGUGUCAGAUAUUAAGUGUGCAUUGCUUGCAGCCAGACAAUAUAACAAUGUAAAUAAAAAUAUAUACUAGUAAAUAAAUUACAAAUUCAAAGAAUAAUGGAAAGGUUUAUCCAGACGUGUCAUGGGCACAGCCAGGCAUGAGCCAGGCAAGGCUGUGCUUCGCCAAAAUUUAAAUGAAAAAUAUUUAUUCAAACGUUUUUUUUUCAAUGAAAAUGUGGAAAUGAAGUAGGGAGUAGUGUUAUCUCCUUUAGCCUUAAUUUGCCUUGCCUUUUUGAUCCUGGCUACGUCACUGCAUGUGUCAAAGG